Molecule: messenger RNA, 929 nt
Organism: Neltuma alba
Lineage: Eukaryota; Viridiplantae; Streptophyta; Magnoliopsida; Fabales; Fabaceae
Product: chloroplast processing peptidase-like
Exons: 7
Coding region: 99-683 (194 amino acids)
Biological process (GO): thylakoid membrane organization
Cellular component (GO): chloroplast thylakoid membrane
Molecular function (GO): serine-type endopeptidase activity
Source: RefSeq, a predicted model, not a curated record
GUCUCAUCUGAUAUAUAAAUAAAAUAUAAACCCAUUUCUCUUUCCCCGUUUAGCUGCACGCUGAAGUCUGAAGCUGGGUCUUCUCUCAUGUCUACCUGAUGAGUUUCCUGAGGCCCUCAGCAUUGUACGCCUUUCUUCUUACAUGUCCUUCCUUCAGAUGGAUGCCCUGUCAGAGUUGGGGCUUUCUUCGAUGGCCCGGUCUUGAUGGCUUCUUGAGACUUUUGGUGAUGUUCCUUCUCUGGUCUAUGUUUUUGGAGCUUCGCUUCAUCCCUUCGUCUUCUAUGCACCCGACUCUCACAGUUGGUGAUCGAAUUAUUGUCGAGAAGGCUUCGUAUUACAUCAGGAGUCCUGCCAUACAGGAUAUUGUGUUGUUCCGAGAUCCAACACAGCUGUUGGGAGACAAAGCAGCGGAUAUAGUUAUCAAGAGAGUUGUUGCAAAAGCCGGAGAUUUUGUUGAGGUUCAUCAUGGGUCUCUCUACAUCAAUGGUGUUGCUCAGAAGGAAGAUUAUGUAGCAGCACAGCCAGCAUACACAACAAACUUAACUUAUGUACCAAACGGUCAUGUUUAUGUGUUAGGUGACAAUCGAAACAACAGCUAUGAUUCCCAUAUUUGGGGACCGCUGCCUAUCAAAAACAUAGUGGGGAGAUAUGUCAUGUGUUGUCACAGACCUACAGACAUCUGACAAAUUAUACGGACAUUAUAACUGCCGUGAGAUUUUCAAAUGAAGAGUUCCCUGAAGUUUUUCCGUUGAUGUAUCAGAAGAUCACAUGCAUACUUUUGAUGGCUAUCAGCGCCUUUAAGACAUCGUAGUUGCACAUGCUUGUUCCUUGUACACCAUAUACAUGCUCAAAGUGAGAAUGAAACACACGGGUAUGAAAUUAAAAUAGGGUUAAAGUGCGCCCAGCACUCCGAACUAUUUACCCAGGUG